Molecule: messenger RNA, 930 nt
Organism: Rhinocladiella mackenziei CBS 650.93
Lineage: Eukaryota; Fungi; Ascomycota; Eurotiomycetes; Chaetothyriales; Herpotrichiellaceae
Exons: 1
Coding region: 1-930 (309 amino acids)
Source: RefSeq, a predicted model, not a curated record
AUGGCUGCUUACCUCUCUUACUUCUCCGGCAGCAGUAACAUCUCGAACGUCACGCCUUCCUCUCAGGGUUCAAGCACCCCCGGUGCGGCCUCGACAUGGUCAAGCACUCUUUCUUCUCGACUCGCCUCUUUACGAAAGGCUUUGACAAAGGAUUCGGAAGAAGAUGAUCCAGACAAUGAAGAUUGCUCACACAUCUCCAAUGUGCUGCGAGCCUACUACGCAGAAAAGGGAAGGGCGUUUCCUGAGUGGCUUCCACCUGAUCCUAAAAAGCCUGUUGCACCUCCUUCUCAGCCUCAGGGCUCUUAUGGUCAGUAUGGUGCUGUCUACGGCUCCGGUAGCACCUACAGUUCUCAAUAUGGUGGUCAACCAAUUCACGCGAGGGGCCCUUCUGGAGGAAGAGGGGGCGGCCUCUCGGAUCUCUGGGAUUCAGCUCCUGCCCAACCCGCCCCUCCUGCUCAAAGCCUUCGUGCAGCUCGACCGACACCACAAUCUUUGCGCUCCAGUGAUUCAGGAAAGUCACAAUCGAGCGGUCCAACCACACCUUUCGGAGGCCCGACCGCGGGUGCCCGACCUCUCCCAAGUCAAAGAGCUGGAAGUUAUCAGACAAAUCCCACUGCGAAUGCGCAAUCUCUAGGGUCGCGUGACCGACUCCGAGCUCGUUUGCAAGGUGGUGGAAGCGGAAGAAGUAGUCCUUCCGCAGGGUUAAACAGUGGAGGAAACAAUGGUCAGGCGGCUUAUGGCCCGCCGGGCGGAAAUUUCAGUAGCCAGAAUCGGGGCGGGUCCUCUCAGCCCUACAUUUCAGCCUCAGAGCCCUGGUCAACGGGCGGAGAUCCCUACGGUUACGAUGCUGGCGGCUACUCCAGUGGUGGUCUUUCGUCCAAUCAAUAUGGCAAUCAAGGCUAUCGACAGCGACCCGGAGGACCAAGAUGA